Encephalitozoon romaleae SJ-2008 is the source of this 1746-nucleotide messenger RNA. Its product is annotated as kinesin-like protein. Gene Ontology annotation, molecular function: microtubule motor activity; microtubule binding; ATP binding. The transcript has a single exon. NCBI's taxonomy places the organism in Eukaryota, Fungi, Microsporidia, Unikaryonidae. Gene Ontology annotation, biological process: microtubule-based movement. The coding region runs from base 1 to 1746 and encodes 581 amino acids. The record is from RefSeq and is a predicted model, not a curated record.
AUGAAGGACCUGAGGACAUAUCUAGCAGAAAGUAAAGUGGAGCAUCUAUACCAGUUAUUUGAAAGAAUAGGAAUAGACGAGUCUCAAUUAUUGGCAAAACUCAAAUAUUCUGAUCUGGAAAAAAUUGGAAUCGAGAAUCUAAUAGAAAGAAGAAAGGUUUUUGAUAUAAUCAAUGAGAUAAACCAGGACAUAUACAGUGAAGACAUAGAGAUGAAUGAAAACGAGUCUCAUAAGGAUAUCCACCUCUCAUCUCCAUUUAGUUUCAAGAGAACUGAAAAAUCUGAAUGCCAAUCUUUCCUUGGAAGCCUUGCAGAAAAAAAUGGUCUUUUGUUUGGAAGUGGAGAAACCAUAAGUCAAAAAUUGUCUUCAUGCCCGAUGCCAAAGAGAAAUAGCUUUGAGAGGUCUUUGAUCGGGUUAGAUGACAUUAAUGUGGGAGGUAACAAGACAGCUCUGGAAUCGUCAGAUCCAAAUCUAUCUGUUUCCUCCGAUGCUAGAGAGAUUAUGGCAAGGGAGGAAAGGAUAAUUGUUUGUGUUAGAAAAAGGCCUUGUAAUGAUCCAAAUCUAGACAUAGUUGGAGUGGAAGGAAAGGAUGUUAUUGUUCAUGAGGAAAGGCUCAGAGUCGAUCUAAGGCCAUAUGUGGAGCAUCACAGAUUUAGAUUUGAUUAUUCGUUUGAUUGGGACAAGAAAAACAUCGAUGUAUAUAGAGAAUGUGUGAAAGAUAUUGUGAACCAUGUUGUCUCUGGGGGGCUUGGGACAGUUUUAGUAUAUGGCCAGACUGGAACCGGAAAAACAUAUACGAUGCUAGAAAAGGACAUUGGGAUGAUGUAUCUAGCAAUUAAGGAUCUUAUGGUCUUCAAAGAUCAUGGAACAGUAACGUUUUGUGAAAUAUACAUGGGCCAGGUCUAUGAUUUAUUGGACAACGGAAAAAGAAUACAGCUGCGCGAGGUCAAUGGAGUGGUGCAUCUUUCAAACUCAAGAGAAGAAGUGUUUAGGGGGUAUUCCCAAGUGCUUAGCAUCAUCGAUAGAGGAAUGUCUUUGAGAAAGACUGGCAUGACUGGAGCCAAUUCUAAAUCGUCUAGAUCUCAUGCAGUGAUAUUAGUGAACUUCUCUGACAAGAAAGUAGAAAAGGGGGAUCCAAAGGUUCAUUCUGGAUCCAUAGUGUUUGUCGAUCUUGCUGGAAGUGAGCGGGGGUCAGAUAGAAGAGAGACCAGGUCUGACGUCAAAAACGAGGGUGCCGAGAUCAACAAGAGCCUUUUGGCUUUGAAGGAAUGUAUUCGAGGAAUGGAAAAGGAUAAAAAGCAUCUUCCAUUCAGACAAAGCAAGCUAACGCAAAUACUCAAAAACUCUUUUAUUGGAACAUCUAGAACCUGUUUAAUAGCUACUGUAUCCCCUACAUCUGAGAAUGUUGAACACACUUUGAACACAUUGAGAUAUGCUUCAAGGAUAAAAGAGAGUGUUGUACCUAAGGAAAAGAGAAGUAAAGAAUCACCAAAUGCUAAUAGAUUUACAAGCCAGAGAAGGUUGCCAGAAAUGACAUCCAAACAAGAACUUGAGAAAGUGUUUAUUGAAUCUUCCAAGUCAGACCUAUCUAAAACCAGAGACACCCUUAUGCAUGAAAUCAGAAGGACAUUGUCAAAAAUUGAAUCUAGAAUUCCAUCACUAAAGACUUCUGAAGAAUUAGAAAAAGUACUAAAUUUCUGUAAGGAAUUGGAAAAAGAGUUAGUAUCUGAGAGGACUAGAUAUUAA